CCUUGCUUUCACCACCCACCUGUAUGUUCUCAAUAUAUACGUCACGACCGCGACACGAAGUCAUAUUAUUGCAAGAUGGGGAUGUUCAUGAGCUUCAUGGGAAAGGGUCUGCCAACAACUCAGUUGCUAAGUUCGUUAACGGGAACCCUUGAAAGGCAGUUCAUGGAGAAAGAUGUCUCAGACUUUGACAAAUUCCAUAUGACGAUUCUUGAUAUGUUCAACACAGUGAAUGCAGCAUUGCCUGGUAAACACUAUAAUGUUCCUUUACAAGAGGAAGUUCAGGUGUGCUUUGAGGCCUGGGACAAGGCAGAGGAGUCAAGAAGGAAGGAAAUUAUAAUGGAAUUCAUGAUGAAGAGGGUGAAUAUUAGCAAAUUGGAUGAUUUUACCCUCAUAACCGGACUAGUAACACCUCCGGCUGCUAUGGCAGCCAAGAGAGCCGGCGAGAACGUUCCCCAGCUUAAAUUGAUCAAAGCACUUCCCGAUGUUAUUUUUGUGCCCUCCAUUACAGUGCUGGCUCUAGUUUCUGCCAAAUUAUCCCAGAAGAUGAUUCUUGGUGAGGUUGGCUCAUAAAUAUACAAGGCAAUAUGCAUAAUUUCUGUGAUGUUCCAGAAUAUUGUGUAGAUCAACAGGUUGAAUAAACAGUCCUUUGUCUCAAUUAAUCAGUUGUUCAAUUGUUAACAAAGAAUGCAAAUAAAUGUAAUUUAUUAUUCAGAAAAUUUUCCAUGUCUAUGGAAACUAUUCGCAAUUGUUUAAUUUCA
Olea europaea var. sylvestris is the source of this 758-nucleotide messenger RNA. RefSeq lists its product as uncharacterized. NCBI's taxonomy places the organism in Eukaryota, Viridiplantae, Streptophyta, Magnoliopsida, Lamiales, Oleaceae. The record is from RefSeq and is a predicted model, not a curated record. Bases 76 to 570 code for a protein of 164 amino acids. The transcript is spliced from 4 exons.